Molecule: messenger RNA, 4775 nt
Organism: Anthonomus grandis grandis
Lineage: Eukaryota; Metazoa; Arthropoda; Insecta; Coleoptera; Curculionidae
Gene: cnc
Product: segmentation protein cap'n'collar
Exons: 10
Coding region: 412-3027 (871 amino acids)
Biological process (GO): regulation of transcription by RNA polymerase II
Cellular component (GO): nucleus
Molecular function (GO): DNA-binding transcription factor activity, RNA polymerase II-specific; RNA polymerase II cis-regulatory region sequence-specific DNA binding
Source: RefSeq, a predicted model, not a curated record
UGGAACUCUUGAGUGGGGUACCGUUUAUCGUCAUCGCGUAUUAGCGAUUUUAUUUGUGUAUUUUUGCUCGAUUAGAUUCCAAGUGGUGGCUGGUAUUAUUUAGACACAACAUUGUGAAUAUUAGUGUUUGGAGUUUUAAUUUUUUAGUGACUACUCGCCUUAAUUCUGAAAAAUUGUCCCUUAUAACCUCACAAUAGCCGGUUGUUUUUGACUUGUCAUUCUAUUUAAAGAUCAGCUGAUGCAGGUUUGUUUACAAUGAUGUGGACUUGUGUCUUUGUAGACUCUUAUAAAAAAUGAUGAUUUACAAACGAAGAUCGGAAUUAUUGGUUCCUUAGUGCUGCUAAAAUUACAAACGUAAAAUCAUUGAACUCUUAAUUUUAGUUAAAAAGUGCUGUGUUUACCAUAGAAACAAUGUUGUGCAUCAAGAAAAAUUAUAGGGACGAGCUGCUACAGCUUGCUUUACUUAUAAGCUUGCUUCGGGUUAAUCCAGACUCUUUAUUAGAGAAUGAUAUUCUCAAUGGGGUAAAUGAUUAUAACAAUGGUACUACAUGGAGAACCUCAUUAUCACCAUCAGUAUUAAGAAGUCAUUACAUUCACCCAAAAAGCUUUGAUUCUGUUUUGCUUAACUAUGAAAGAGAAGUUUUUGCUGACCUAAACUCGCUUGGGAGAUAUAAUCGAGUAAACUUUAGACAUCCUGAUGUGCAUGCUUAUCUGUUAAAUAUUGAAAGGAAUGGAGUCAAUCCUUCAGGAAAUAGUGAGUCAUUGGCAUCACCACCUCAAGAAGUUACUCCAGAGGAUGUAACUCCUGAACCUCAUUCUCCACCAAAUGAGGGUCAAGAAGGGAUUGAGCUUACUCAAGAGGACAUGGAUUUGAUCGAGAUUCUGUGGAAACAAGAUGAAGAUUUGGGAUUCUCAUUGGAGGUAGCAAGACAAGAAGAGCAGCUAAAGGAAAAGACAGCCUUAGAUCCGAAAUUACUUAAAGAGAAUUGUAACCCUUCCACCUCAUUAACCACUGACGGCACUAUUGUAGAAUCAACCACUGACGAUUCUAAAGAACUUAAAGUUGUAAAAGAUGAAGUCAAGGAAGAGGAACCUGAACUUGAACCACCAGAAGAAGAUAUUUGGGCUGGUAUCAACUACACCAUUGAUACCGAAACAGGAGAGUAUGUAAUAAAACAAGAAGGAGGGGCCGAGGCUAAUUCUUCAUGCGACUUAGAAGACCUCGCCUUACCCCUGCCAGAAUUUCUUCUGGAUGAAGCUCUACGUUUGGUCGAACUUGACGAUGAUAACACACAGAAAAAUGACACAGGGCUUCUAGAAGAUCUUGGUGGAGAGGUAGGAACCAGGAAGGUUGAGGGAUCAUCCACAACCCUCGAUGAGACUAGUGUUUUAGAUGACGAAUUUGAUAUAUUCGCAGAUAUGAUUCAGACUCCGCAAUUUCAUCAUCCUCAUCACAGGGCUGCGUUCCAGAGUCGCAUGCCCUUUGUGCGCACUGUGAGUAUGGAACAGCGCUGGCAGGACCUUGCAAACUUGCUGAGCUUGCCCAACCCCGGAGAGAUACACCCCUUCGGCGCACACCACGCCCUCCCGACCGGCUAUGGGCAUCAUCCUCACGCACACCCAGCCCACCCCGGCACCCCUUAUGACGCCAGGGGCGUACUUUUACAUAACGCCACUCUGCCGACCCCCAUGGGAGAAUUGAAUGGCACUAUGCCAUACGGAAAUAUAGGUAAUGCCGUGGCAACUUCUAUGAAUCUCACUAACAGCAGUGAGCCCAUGGGUGAACCAAGUAGCGCCCCACAGUACAAAUUGGAACCGGCUAAUGAAAUGAUGUAUUAUCAGAAUAAUGGUUCCGAGUUCGGCAACAACCAAACUGAUGGGUUGUUUUCCAAUUUGUUAAAUGACGAAGACCUACAACUUAUGGACAUGGCAAUGAAUGAAGGCAUGUAUACAAUGCGUAUGCUGGAAAGCAACAACACUGUAAGCAACCUAAGCAUAAAUAGCACUCCGGGAACCACAAGCAUGUCCAGGCCAGAUAUGGAACGCUUGGACACAUCCAGUGACAGUGCUGUCAGCUCUAUGGGAUCAGAACGAGUCCCGUCGUUGUCCGACGGAGAGUGGUGCGAUGCUGGAUCAGAUUCUGGCCAUGCGCCUAAUGGGGAACAGUUCCCGCCAGACUAUCAAAAUAAGUAUCGUCCUUUUGACUACAGCUAUACUAACCGUUUGGCAGAAAGCUCUCGCAUGCCCCCUGUACCUCAAAAGAAGCAUCUAAUGUACGGCAAGAGAUUCCACUCCGCCUCUGGAUUUUCGGAUUAUAGAGAUCCAGGCAACUCCUUUCAGCCGCAUUGCCCUCCAAGAGAAAAAAUGCCGGAAAUAAAAUACUCCUGCUCUGCGGAGUUUAAUCCCCUGCCACGAACCCCUGUUGAUCACAUUCAACAUAACCACACUUAUCACUUGCCUGCUGAAAAUUCUGGUGCCAUGCAAAGACCAGUGUCCAGAGAUAAGGGCAAGUCACGAAAGUCGGAAGAAGAGCACCUAACACGAGAUGAGAAGAGAGCUAGAGCUUUAAAUAUUCCUAUCACUGUCGAUGAUAUUAUAAACCUUCCAAUGGACGAAUUUAAUGAGCGACUUUCUAAAUAUGAUUUAAGUGAGCCUCAGCUUAGUCUUAUAAGAGACAUCAGAAGGAGAGGAAAAAACAAGGUAGCAGCACAAAAUUGCCGAAAAAGGAAGCUUGACCAAAUUCUUAGUUUAGCUGAUGAAGUCAGGGAAAUGAAGGACCGCAAGCUAGCAAUAAUGAAUGAUCAUAAAUACUCCUUGGUUGAACUGAAACGCAUGAAAGAUAAAUAUCAACAGCUUUAUAGGCAUGUUUUUCAGAAUUUGCGGGACCCAGAUGGUAAUCAAUACUCGCCGUACCAAUACAGUUUACAGACCGCAGCCGAUGGAUCAAUUUUGAUGGUACCGCGAUCGAACAAUGGAAUGAACGGCACCUCAGAACGAAAGGAAUCCCCUCAAAACCAAAAAGACUAAGUUGUAAUUCAAUUAGUGUUUAGUAAUUUUUGCUCUAAAUUUGAAUCAAUGACCACUUCGAAAAUCUUUGAUUCCUUUUGUUAUAAGGUUCUCUCAGGAUGAUGUGUAAAUUAUGGCUUAUUCUAUAACUGCAUAGCGGCUUGAGAGAAUAUCUAUAUAGGCUGAUGCAUUUGUAAUAUUUCUUUUAAGCUUAAAGAUGCAUUAAUAUAUUUUUAUAAAAUAUUCAGGUGAUGAAAAUGCCUUCUUCAAAGAAUUGUAUAUAUUAGAUAGACUUAGUGAACAACGCACAGUUGAUUGAGGGCGUAAUUAGUUCUAGGUGCAAUGUAGAUUUUUCUUAUGUUAGUCUAAUUUUACAUGUUAUUUUUUAUAUACUUACCCGAAUCGGAUAUUUUGCUAUCGAUAUCAUAUAUCAUCCUUACUUGAAACAUACGUACCCAAAGAUCAAAUCACGUAUAAUAGUAGUUUCACUUUAAUGUGUAUCAACAGUAAUUUUAUAUUGUAAGUGGUCCUAUAUUACAAAAAGAAAAGAAAAAAAAUGAAGCUUUAAACUUAUUUUUUAAACUUUUUAUUAAAAUUGUUUAUACUAAAAGAAUUUUAGCACAAAUGUUGCAGUCAUGUUAGGAUCGUACCCUUUUAGGUAGGGGAUAUUUUAAAAUUUUGUUUUUUACUCUUAGGAUUAAUUAUUGUACUGAGAGUCAAAAGAGAUGGCUGCUACUAAAUUAAGUGUUACGGUUUAUCAAAGAUUUUUUUCAAUAAUAAAAUAUCCGAUUCUAACCACCCCAUUUAAUUGAGUAAAAUAUACUAAUUACGCAUAUAUGCACUCAAGCUUAAUAGUUUUUUAUCUUUGUUUAUAGGAAAAUGGUCUAAUAGACACUAUGGGCAGGUUCCCAUUUUUCAAGACCAAAAUUAUCUUAGUAUAUUUUAUUCAAUUUUUUUGUUACACAUAAUAUAUUUGGUGCAGUAUAUUCUGUUAUAUAAAUGACCGUUAAUAUUAAAUAAAUUAGUUCUAGCAUUGGACAGGCUGGUUACUAUAAGUUAUUAUAAUAAUUUUUUGUGUAUAUUUCUGUGUAUUUUUGUGAUUCCCAUCCCUCAAGGGUUGACAUUAAAAAUGAACCGUACUUUAAUAGAAAAGUAAUAAUAUGUAAUAUUAACUUUUGCAGAUAAUUUAGGUUAAUAAUAAUUUUUAUAAAAAAAGCCUUUAGUUUUUGUACAUUAUUUAGAUGUAGACGAGUAACUAAGCCCCUGCACUCCCUGUUUAAUUAAUUUAAAAAUUGUUUCCAAAACAAACAUUGUAUUUGCAAAAAUGUUCGCUAUACAGGGUGAUUGUAGAAAGCUAUAACUCGUAUCAACUUAAAUGUGAAUGUCUAUAGAAUAAUUAUUGGGAUUGUUAGUUCUAGGCGGCGGAUUUUAGGCAACCUGUAUUAUUGCUUAAUAAUGGAGAUAUAAAUGCUUUUAGUGUCAUAAUUUUUAUUCGUAACCCCCUAACUUAGAAUUGAAGUACAAUAUGACCUCCUUUUUUGCAAUAUUUAGAUGACGUACAUGAUCGGCGGGCGUUAUUUCUUAUUUUGGGAUAUUUUUUCAGACUGCGGUAUUUUUUUAUAGUGUCAGCCAUGCAUCGAUCUCUUAACUUCUUUUCAACAAUUUGUAGUUUAUUUUUUUAUAAGUAAAACGUGUAAAAAAUAUAAGGUUUGUUUUCAGCAAAUUAUUUUUUGUAAAUAAAAAUUAUAAAAUAAACAGUAAAAACACGA